This is a messenger RNA of Arvicola amphibius (Eurasian water vole), 1468 nucleotides long. RefSeq names its product BCL2 associated agonist of cell death (gene Bad). The transcript has 4 exons. NCBI's taxonomy places the organism in Eukaryota, Metazoa, Chordata, Mammalia, Rodentia, Cricetidae. The record is from RefSeq and is a predicted model, not a curated record. Bases 468 to 1082 code for a protein of 204 amino acids. Gene Ontology annotation, biological process: apoptotic process.
CUUCUGUCCGCCCGCCCUGCGCUCCGGCCUGCGGCCGCUUGCGCAUCACACACUAUUCCUGAUAGCCGAGCCCCUGGGAAUCCCACGACUCGCCCUCGUGGGUGCCCCGUCCCUUUUCCCGCACCCAGGCGGCCAUCCUGCUUGGAGGGAGCUCCCGAGAUGGUGCGGUGGGUUGUUCCCGAGUCGGGCAGUGCGAGGCCUCCACGAGCGGGAGGAGGAAGAAGCCGGCUUCGCCACCCUGGUCACUCGGUCCAGGGAGAGCAAUAACCAUUGCAAUGAUCAUUGCACCCGGCGGCCGAGCUUCAGUGAACGGUUCUACAAGUGCUUUCACCCAUAGUGAUCACUGAGCUGUUUACAGAGUUUUCACCAGCUCUCCGGGGUGUGUCAUUAGCCCCAUUUUACAGGAAGGAAUUCGGGCCCAGAAGGGCUGGAGGAUUUAUCAGCCGAAGGAGGCCUCCAGUAUCUAAAUGGGAACCCCAAAACAGCCCUUGCUAGCUCCAGCACACGCCCUAGGCGUGAGGAAGUCCGAUCCCGGAAUCCGGAGCCUGGGGAGCGACGCGGGAGGAAGGCGGUGGAGACCAGCAGCCCAGAGUAUGUUCCAGAUCCCAGAGUUUGAGCCAAGUGAGCAGGAAGACUCCAGUACUGCAAAUAGGGAUCUGGGCCCUAGCCUCACUGGGGACCAGCCAGGUUCCUGCCUGGCCCCAGGUCUCCUGGGGAGCAUCGGACACCAACAGGGACAGGCAGUCAACAGCAGUCAUCAUGGAGGCGCUGGAGCAAUGGAGAUCCGGAGUCGCCACAGUUCGUACUCCGCGGGGACCGAAGAGGAUGAAGGGAUGGAGGAGGAGCUCAGCCCCUUUCGGGGCCGCUCGCGUUCGGCUCCCCCCAACCUCUGGGCCGCGCAGCGGUACGGCCGUGAGCUCCGAAGGAUGAGUGAUGAGUUUGAGGGUUCCUUCAAGGGACUUCCUCGCCCAAAGAGCGCUGGGACUGCAACACAGAUGCGACAAAGCGCUAGCUGGACGCGCAUUAUCCAGUCCUGGUGGGAUCGAAACUUGGGCAAAGGAAGCUCCACCCCCUCCCAGUGAUCUUCUGCUCCACAUUCCCGGAACUGUACCAGCUCUCGUCGCCCGCCAUGUUGGGUGUGGGCGGAAGUCCGAGGCCUUGGGGAUAAAAGAGGAUCGUUGUGUCCCUUCAACGGGGUGAAGAGCUGGCGAACAGCUCGAGUCGCUUCCGGUGCGUGCAAUAGCCACGAAGGGGUGGUUCUCGUUGGAAAUUCUAAAGUUUCCGCACUCCCCCAACCCAGCUUCCGGAAGUGGCAACUUUUCCUCUCUCCGGUAACAGGCCGACCUCAGGCGCCUGCGCUAAAUUGCGAGCCGAGGUAAACCGUGACUCGGCUGCAGCCCUACCACGCAAAUGGUCGCAACAAACGUGCUUUAUAAUAAAGCCCGCGCCUGUGCCGUCGCGUGUCUUU